Vigna umbellata (rice bean) is the source of this 1806-nucleotide messenger RNA. RefSeq lists its product as uncharacterized. The record is from RefSeq and is a predicted model, not a curated record. NCBI's taxonomy places the organism in Eukaryota, Viridiplantae, Streptophyta, Magnoliopsida, Fabales, Fabaceae.
UGCGCCACCCUAUAAAUUUCAUUUACUCUCUCAUCCCUGCUCUCCCCUCUUUGAUAUUAACUCUCAUCCAUGCUCUCUACUCUUUGAAAUUAAUUCCCCCCAUACUCAUUCCCACGCUGCUUCACUUUCAAUGUCGCCGUCUUCCGCCGACCACGGCGGAGAUCACCCCUGCUCCCGGCAAGAAAUCAACGGCUUCUCCAAUGACCACACCGAAGUGGCCACUCCUUGCACGGCGUCGUCGACGCUCGGCUACAUCGUCGACGCGGUCCCUGCAAACGAGCGGGAGAAGCUCCGGAGAAUCCUAGUCGCUUCCGCAAAGGGUUUCUCGAUCGGCGCCGGCAUCAAGGGUGGCCUCGCUAUCUUCGCGAUCUUGGCUCGGUUGACGCGGAAAAAGCCGCCAAGGAAGGGGAUUGUGGUGACGAACAGCGAUGCAAUUGUCGAGGCUCUGAAGGAAACAUUGAGAUACGGUCUUUUCCUUGGAACCUUCGCCGGAACGUUCGUGUCCACCGACGAGGUUAUCGGUGCUCUCGCUGGUCACCGUAGGACUGCGAAGUGGAGGGCUCUGGUAGCAGGGGCGGUGGCCGGGUCUUCGAUGCUUCUUACAGGGUUAGAAGAUCAGCACACGAGUUUGGCGAUUUACAUUCUCAUGCGUGCUGCUGUCUUGGCGUCUCGUUGUGGGAUUAAGAGCAAACGGUUUGGAAAAAUUUGUAAGCCUCUCACGUGGAAGCACGGUGACAUUUUCCUCAUGUGUCUCUCCUCCUCGCAGAUAUUGUCUGCUUAUAUAUUAAAGCAAGACAGUUUACCAGCUUCAUAUAAAUCCUUUCUCAAUAAGCAUGGUGGAAAGGAUCCAGUUAUCUUACAAGGUGUAAAAGAUAUAGCGAGUGGCAAGCCUUUCACUAAUUUGGGUGCAAUUGAGAAAUACUACAAGAACAUGGGUGUCGAUGUGAAAUUAAAACCAGAUAUGAAAGUCCCAUGCUCGAUUGUACAUGGGAAUCAAACAUGCACUGGACAUAUCUUCACUUUUCUCCUUCAAGCUUACCAAAGAGCACUACCUGUUUAUCUUCCAGUUUAUUUGAUACCUGCACUUAUUGUUCAUAGAAAAGGACUUUUAAAAAGGCCUAGCACAAUAUUAACCAAGGGUCUUCUGGGCACAGCGAGAUCAAGCUUGUUUCUGUCUGUGUAUUGCGCUUCUGCUUGGAUGUGGACAUGCUUUCUUUUCAGGAUUUUCAAAAGAUGUAACAUUCCAAUGGUGGCCAUGGGAACGUUUCCAACUGGCCUUGCAUUGGCCAUUGAGAAGGAAAGCAGGCGAAUGGAAAUAUCAUUAUACUGCCUUGCCCGGGCGAUUGAGAGUUUCUUUACAUGUGUAGCUGAUGCAGGAUAUCUGCCACAAUCAAGAAGGAUCAAGAGGGCUGAUGUGGUGGUUUUCAGCUUGUCAACAGCCAUCAUAAUGCAUUGUUAUGCAGAGGAGAGGGAAGUGUUUAAAUCCAAAUACUUGAAUGUCCUUGAUUGGGUAUUUGGGGUACCUCCUCCUCCAUGUGAAACCCCGAGAUGCAAAGGUAGGUAGGUGAAAGUGCUAGUCCAACAGGGUUUUUUAUCUUGAAAAAUCUCCGACUUGAUUUUGCCUUCAAAAUUUCACUGGUGGUCUACAACCUUAAUUGUGAUCCAGUAAAUCCACGUUCUAACGCAUUAUUUACAACACACUGUUUAUUAUUGGGUAUAAUUCAUGUGUUCCUGAAUAAUAAAUGAAACUCUUUAAAUUAGGGAAGACCCAUAUCAUUUAUCGGAACUCAUGUGAUUUUUACUCAA